AAAUAGCAAACAACGUCUGGAGUUUCAGUGUUUUCCAGAAUUUCGAAACGACUACGUGUCGGAACAUAUUUUAAUUCGCAUUAUUUUAUUUUUCUAAGACGGAAACAAGUACAACUUCAAAGCAUCCAUCAAGAUGCAAAUUUCAACAAUUUUCAUCCUGAUAUCCUUGUGCUCGUGUACAUGGGCCCAGUACCGAUCAUCGAUAUCAAUACCACCGACUGAAAAACGUUUGGUCUGUUACUAUGAUUCGGCCAGUUCGGUUAAAGAAACUCUCGCAAAAAUGUUCAUCGACGAAUUGGAGCCGGCUUUUCAAUUUUGCACCCACAUUGUCUAUGGUUUUGCUGGCAUCGAACGGGAUACCUUUAAGGCCAAGAGUCUGAAUGAGAAUUUAGAUUUAGAUUUGGGUAAAGGCCUUUAUCGCAAAGUUAACCGCCUCAAACGCAAAUAUCCCCAUGUUAAGGUAAUGCUGAGUGUGGGUGGUGAUCGCGAUGUAGAUGCCAACAAUGGUGGUAAGGAAGUGCCGAAUAAAUAUUUGGAACUAUUGGAAUCGGCAAUUGGACGUCAACGUUUCAUUCGGAGCAUCUAUGCCACUCUCAAGAGUUAUGGUUUCGAUGGUGUCGAUGUGGCUUUCCAAUUCCCAAAAAAUAAACCCAAAAAGGUUCAUGGUGUCUUUGGUAGCAUUUGGAAGCGCAUAAAGAAGACAUUUUCCGGUAGUUUUGAUGUGGAUUCAAAUUCCGAGAAACACAAGGAACAAUUCAGUUCCUUGAUACGUGAAUUGAAAACUGAAUUACGUACGGAUAACUAUUCGUUGUCGGUCACCGUUUUGCCAAAUGUUAAUUCAACGAAAUUCUUCGACAUUGGCCUGCUGGAUAGUUAUGUGGAUUUCAUUAACUUGGCUGCCUUUGAUUUUUAUACCCCUGAACGUAAUCCCCAGGAGGCGGAUAUAACGGCACCCCUCUAUCCAAUGAGUGGUCGUAGACCUGAAUUCAGCAUUGAUUUUGUGGUCCAAACUUGGUUAAGCAAAGGUUUCCCCAGCUCGAAAAUUAAUUUGGGUAUUAGCACCUAUGGUCGCCCAUGGAAGAUGUCUGCGGACUCUGGUAAAUCGGGUGUGCCACCAAUUGCCAAUGUGGAAAAUGAAGCUGCCAAGGGGGAAAAUGCUCAAAUCCAAGGAUUAUACAGUUGGCAGGAAGUGUGCGGAAUGUUGCCGAAUGCAAAUAACAUGUAUAUUAAGGAGGGACCCAAUGCUCCAUUGACAAAAGUAAUGGCUGAUCCUGCUAGAAAAAGUGGAGUUUAUGCUUAUCGCGCUGCUAAUAAGAAAAAGAAUUUCGAUGGUCUUUGGAUUUCAUAUGAAGAUCCAGAGACGGCCGCAGCAAAGGCUGCUUACACGAAGAAUCUGAAUUUGGGCGGUGUGGCUUUAUUCGAUUUAGAGUUCGAUGAUUUCCGCGGCCUUUGCAUGGGUGAAAAAUAUCCCAUCUUGAGAGCCAUUAAAUAUCGUUUGUUGCACUAAAAUGUAAAAUAGAAAAAUAUUAAUAAAAACAAGAUCAGAUAACAA
Molecule: messenger RNA, 1552 nt
Organism: Musca domestica (house fly)
Lineage: Eukaryota; Metazoa; Arthropoda; Insecta; Diptera; Muscidae
Product: imaginal disk growth factor 6-like
Exons: 1
Coding region: 134-1507 (457 amino acids)
Biological process (GO): chitin catabolic process; carbohydrate metabolic process
Cellular component (GO): extracellular region
Molecular function (GO): chitin binding
Source: RefSeq, a predicted model, not a curated record